UCAGAUAAACACCCAGACAUUGCGAUCAUUCGACCAGCGCUUUGUUUGAACCACUUAGAUUUCGUAAACAAUUAAAAAGUAAUGCCUCGAAAAGGCCAACACCACAAGACACUAUAAAAAAGCAUAAAAAUAUAAACAACAGUAAGAAAACGAACGAUGAAUUCAAAAACAAAUAUGGCGUCAAGCAAUAACUUAUUACUCAACCUCCAACGAAGGAGUUUGCUAGUUUAUCAGUUGACCUAAGUGUUAGUAGGUAUGCGAGAUCAAUGUGUCUGUCUUUAUCUAUUUUACGCUUAGUUGAUGUUUAUCCGCCGGGUCGAGCAUGAAGCUUCUGUGCGCCAUUUUGUUUUUGCAAACGGUUUGGGCGUACACUGACUUCCGGGGAUAUUUCAGUAAUUCUCGCGUGUGCAGCAAAUGGGAAUGUCUGAAUAAGAAAUUCAAUUUCACCGACAUAUUGCCUGACAAAGACAACUACACCGAUUUUAUCAAGGGGCUCCUUCCGGUGGAAUGGCACGCCAGUGCGGAAGGCGCGGUGGAAAAAUGCUACGAGCCAAGAGGACUGGAAAAAUAUGUAAACACUUGCCCCGGUCAAAGUUUGCUGCAUUGUGUUGUGGAUAGGAUGGUUCAGGAAUGCCCAUCAACGUUUUGGAAUCAAGAUGACGGUUGUGGUUCUGUCACAUCUUUGGCCGGUAACAAUUACAUGUUUUCUCAAAGCCGUUACAGGAAUAUGAGUAAUAUGCCGUCGGAAAGGCGAUUUUUACCCAACUUCUUUAAAUCCAGAUGCUGCGAUUUACCGCAGAUGUUCAAUGAGAGUUUACUCAGGGAGUGCGGCUUUUCUGAGAAAUUGCGCUAUAUUUAUCGGGAGUCAACAUUUAGCACUCAUUCAUUCAGGAAUGGACCCCGUAUGCCGGACAUAAAGCCUAAAAGGACAGAUGGGGAGGUUCAAGGUCAAGUAUAUAACUUUCAUUUGUUACCCGAAAGCACCACGUCUGUAUUAAGCACUUCAACAAAUGUGGAAGAUCAAGAAGAGGGAAACGAUGAGUUACAGUAUCAAGACCCGUUAGAUUGCUGCGAAGAGAUCGACGACUUCGUUCAUCCCACCUGGAGGUGCGAAUGCGACUUCAAACUGAAAUGGGACUUACGACAUAGGCUCACAAACUUCAAUUAUACCGAGUUUAAGGUUUCAACUAAUAAUGCAGAGUGUGAAGACCUCAAGCCUUCUUCAUCGUGUGUCUUGGACAAGAUUGGUCUCCUAAACCAGUUCGGUUUCAUCAAACACUUCGAGAUGAAAAACAGAAUUCGCGCGUACAGUAACGGUAAAUCGUCGUACCUGUACGCUGUGUUUAAUAGUGCCUUCCUAAACGUACCGCGUUAUGAGAACCAAUGCGAUUCGCCGAGGAAACUGUUUAAUCUUCUGGACGCAAUGUUGGUGGUGUGCAACCCAACAAAGCGUCGAUCAAACCGCCAGUGCAACAAAAUAUUUACAGAAAUAAGAGACUCCGUUUCGGACAUCACAAAAGAGAGUCUCGACAAAAUACUGAAUAGUCAAAACCAAAACGUGGAAUACACUGGUUUUACUUCAACCCAAUCAGUAAUACAACCCGAGAAUCUAUACUUCCCAAUUCCAUCUUCACAUAGGCGUUUGCGUCAACCCAACUCUAGGAUUGAGAACAGUUUGAGAUACGACUUCGGCGUUCUGGGAUUGUUAGGUACGGCACCUCCAGUAGCCACAAUAGAUUUGAAACCCAAAAAUAAAACUUUGGUUUUACUGCCAGUCUAUCAAAGGACGCCGAAAAAUGAUCCUUUAGCCAUUAAUUCUUUGCACAACGAUGGUGUUAUGAGAGGCUAAAAUAUAUGGAGGAUUUACCUUAUUCUUUUACAAUAUACUAAAAAAGACUAAAUUGGAAGCACUAAUGCCGUUUUGCUUAAGCCCAGGUAACGCCUAGAAUGAUGCCUUUUUUUAAAUUCCACUACAAGUUAGCCCUUGAUUGUAAUAUUACCUGAUGGUAAGUGAUGAUGCAGUCUAAGAAGGGCUAACCCGUUAGGGAGUAGUGGUAGUUAUACCCCUAAAAGGUCGUCGUCGCGCCGGAACACUAAUCCUAAUGAUAAAGGUGUUGCCUAGAGAAGGAUAACGUUCAACCAAGUCUAACCGAUUCACCGGUACAUAAUGUUCAGGGAACUCUUAAAAUGACACUUGACCGAUACAAAAUUAUCAUUUUUUUUUUUUUACAACCUUAAAUUAGCAUUAAAUCCAUUAAACCUCUACGAAAAAUGAAAAUACAAGACUCACAAGCUGGCCUGUUAAUCGACAAAAUAACACAAAGAGCAACAAAGAUAAAAUAUGACAACUUGUGGCAAGAAUUCGUGAGAAAAAAUAAAAUGAAUUUCCGUUA
Pararge aegeria (speckled wood butterfly) is the source of this 2393-nucleotide messenger RNA. RefSeq lists its product as uncharacterized. Bases 323 to 1849 code for a protein of 508 amino acids. NCBI's taxonomy places the organism in Eukaryota, Metazoa, Arthropoda, Insecta, Lepidoptera, Nymphalidae. The transcript is spliced from 11 exons. The record is from RefSeq and is a predicted model, not a curated record.